Messenger RNA from Helianthus annuus (common sunflower), 1860 nucleotides. Its product is annotated as putative E3 ubiquitin-protein ligase XBAT35. The transcript is spliced from 10 exons. Gene Ontology annotation, molecular function: protein binding. Lineage: Eukaryota; Viridiplantae; Streptophyta; Magnoliopsida; Asterales; Asteraceae. The coding region runs from base 184 to 1560 and encodes 458 amino acids. The record is from RefSeq and is a predicted model, not a curated record.
CUGACUAACGCAGUUACGCGGAACAGGCAUACUCUUAACCACGAAGAUAACGCUAUUCAUAUAUAAUAAUUUCCCCCAAUCAAAUGCAUUUUUGCAUACAUAACCUCCAAAAUCAAUCAUCUCGUCGGUGGAUCGCUAUCAAUUAACCCUCAAAAACCCUAAUUUCAUCAAUUUCCCAAUCAAAUGGGGGUACAGCAAUCCAAAGACGAGCUUUUGUAUCAACAAGUCAGUUAUGGCAACUCUGAAGGCAUCAAAAAGCUUCGCAGCGAAGGUGCUGGCCUUGAGUGGAUGGAUAAUGAAGGAAAGACUCCUUUGAUAUUGGCUUCUAUGAAUCCACAGUUAUAUGAUGUUGCGAAAACGUUGAUAGAAUUGGGUGCCAAUGUAAACACCUAUCGUCCAGGUCGUCAUGCCGGAUCUCCUCUGCAUCAUGCUGCAAAAAGAGGCCUUGAGCCGAUGGUUAAGCUACUCCUUGCUCAUGGUGCUAACGCGUUGGUGAUGAAUGAUGACUGUCAAACUGCACUUGAUGUUGCAAGAUUUAAGGGAUUUAGCAAUGUUGUCCGUGUACUUGAGAACCAUUUAUGCUUAUUCUCUGGUUGGCUGCAAGAGCUUUACGGGCCAGGAUUUCUUGAACUACUUGCUCCUCAGUUACUUUCUAGAAAAGUGUGGGUAGUUGUACUACCAUGUGGAGCUCGUAAACUUACAACGCCUUUCAAGUUAGAACUUGCCAUGUAUUCCAGCAUACAGGAUGCUAAACCUCGGGCACUGGUUGCUCUGUGGAAGGCGAACAUGGAUGAACCGAACUUUAACCAGCCUGAUCCUACGGUGGUCAUUACGUGUUCCAACAAAACACGCAUCAAACUUACACCAGUUAGCGAAAGUGAAAAGCCACAAUUGCAACGGUUUUGCAAUGCAUGCAAAGGAAUUCCUCAGGUUACGCAUUCUGCAUUUCCAUUCAACAACCAAGGCUCUGUUGUUGGACCACCUCAAACAACACCAGAGGACCCCGAGUUAGCUCUCGCUAUUACCGCCUCCCUACAAUCCAGCUCAGCAGUGGGACCCACGGCUCCCAACACCUACCACGGUUCUAGCUCAAGUACCCCUUCUGGUUCGACCAACCCCACCACCCAUAACAUCGACAAUAAUAAAAAAACGCAAUGUGCGAUCGAGGAUGUUGGAACAAGCAGCGCUCCAAUCAGUUAUCAUCCCCACUCAGAUACCAACACGUAUUCUCAAAUUGUCCCAACCGCACCUAUGAACAUCGAUGCACCGUCAGCACCACCGUUGCCAGACAUAGUGGAUGACGGUCCGGUUCACUACCCGUCAAUUGAUUCCACCGAUAUCGAUCUUUCCGAGAAGGAAAAUAAUAAUAAUAAUAAUAACAAUAAUAAUGAUUCCUCAUCAUGUGUUAUAUGUCUGGAUGCACCGGUUGAGGGGGCGUGCAUCCCAUGUGGUCACAUGGCUGGAUGCAUGACAUGUUUGAAUGAAAUCAAAAGCAAAAAUUGGGGUUGCCCUGUUUGUCGAACCAAGAUUGACCAAGUUAUACGGCUUUACGCUGUGUAAGGUUCUGAAGCUGGAUCAGAUCAACUGGACUUGUGUAGAUAUCUUAAGAGCUGGUAAAAAUAAUCAAUGGCUGCUGUGGAAGGAGUGGAAAAUUUUGAAGCUUAUUACAAAUAUUUCUGCAACUCCAAAUGUUAUGAAUACAUUGUGAUUUCACUGAUUUGAAUUGUUUGGAGCAAAUCUUUUUUUGCCCCUCCUGUCUUUAAAUGAAGUAAAUAUUGUAAAUUUGGUAUGCGGAUAUGACGAAUUCGGUAUUAAUACCUAAAUUGUGUUGUGUUUAUGUCUAUAUUGUCUUUGGAGUUG